GUCCACAGCCCCUUUCCCUUCUCUUCCCCAAAAUCCACCAUUACACUCCACUGGGUUUAUUCAUUUCAUCUACUUUUCUCCUCCAUCACCUAUUUUUCUCAUAUCCGCUGUACUGCCUAUCCUAUACAAAGUGUUAAUGUUCUCCUAUUUCACAUUAGAAAGUUGAACAUCAAACAUCAACCUACCUAUCAAAGACAGCAAUCCCCGCCCGUAGAUCAUCUCUCCCUCUCGGUUCCCACGCACAUCCCGUCAUUUACCGUACCCUGCUCCGGAAAUCAUCAACCCAAUCUAUCGUUGUUCUCUCCUGCUUUGCCUUCCGGCAUUUAUCCUAGUCGGGCGGAAUUUUCGGGACAUCAUAUCGUCAUCGUCAUCUUGUCCCUUCCCUUCCUCUUCUGCCCUCCCCUCUAUCCUAAUAAAUGGUCAGAUGGCCGUUUCUUUUUCGACACCAUCGGACAUUCCGGUACAUAUAGAGUCGGGUGAUGUCGUGGUCCCUGAUCUGAUUUCUUCCGAGGAGAUCGAAAUAUGAAUGGCAAGGGCAAGGACACGAAUUGUGGACGUCAUUACCAAUCGACUAGUGAAAAGUGAAACGGGGUACCUGCUUCUGCCAUCCCCGCUGGGUUUGGUUGGUUUUAUUAUUAUUUCUUUUUUUUUUUGGUUUCUUCAGUCUGCGGAAAGCUUUCACCGAUAUUAGGCUGUCUUCUUUUUUUUCUUCGGCUGUCUCCUAGAUGGCUUGUUUCGGCUAUCCUAUCGUGUACUGUCGACCCUGUAGCUACCUUAUUG
This is a messenger RNA of Aspergillus candidus, 780 nucleotides long. RefSeq lists its product as uncharacterized. The record is from RefSeq and is a predicted model, not a curated record. Lineage: Eukaryota; Fungi; Ascomycota; Eurotiomycetes; Eurotiales; Aspergillaceae. The transcript has a single exon. Bases 527 to 691 code for a protein of 54 amino acids.